UUCCUGUUUGUAACUGAAACAAAGUACACACAAAAGAUUUUAAGAAACAGAAGAGAAAAGAAUCUGAGGCACAGAUAAAGAUAAGUUUUACUGUCAUGCUGCUUUUAACAUAACAGAGCAACAUUACCUAGGAAAAAAGUUUGUAGGAGGAUUUUUAAUCCAUAUAUCUGUCUUAUGGCUAGAUAAAGAUUUCUCUGAAAAAAAGAAGCAUGUCAGGAAUCUCUGGGUGCCCCUUUUUCCUCUGGGGACUUCUAGCAUUGUUGGGCUUGGCUUUGGUUAUAUCACUGAUCUUCAAUAUUUCCCACUAUGUGGAAAAGCAACAACAAGCUGGUGACUAUCCUUUUGUCAAAGAUAAAAUGUACAGCUACUCCAGUGACCACACCAGGGUUGAUGAGUAUUAUAUUGAAGACACACCAAUUUAUGGUAACUUAGAUGAUAUGAUUUCAGAACCAAUGGAUGAAAAUUGCUAUGAACAAAUGAAAGCCCGACCAGAGAAAUCUGUAAAUAAGAUGCAGGAAGCCACCCCAUCUGCACAGGCAACCAAUGAAACACAGAUGUGCUACGCCUCGCUUGAUCACAGCAUUAAGGGGAAGCGUAGAAAGCCCAGGAAACAGAAUACUCAUUUCUCAGACAAGGAUGGAGACGAACUACAUGCAAUAGAUGCCAGCGUUUCUAACACCACCUUAGUAGACAGUUUCUCCCCAGAAAGCCAGGCAGUAGAGGAAAACAUUCAUGAUGAUCCCAUCAGACUGUUUGGAUUGAUUCGUGCUAAGAGAGAACCUAUAAACUAGCUGGACCAUGAUCUAGUUCAGAUUUGCCUCCUGUUGAAGAUGGUUUCUAAGAAAACAAAAUUUACAGAGGACACAGAAGGACUUGGCAGCAGGGUGAUGACCUGAUCAUUUGUUGAUGGGAUGGUGGCUUACCUCUUAUUCAGAGCUUACACUUAUGCAUGCCAAAUGUAAUGCCGUGAAAAUCAGUAUUUCAAAUACCUUAAAAAAUGCUAAAAUGUAAAAAAUUAAUGUGCUCACCUCGGCAGCACAUAUACUAAAAAUUAAUAAAAUCCAGCUUGAAAAUUGAGCCUGAUAACAAAAUUACAAAUUCACAAUACCUAAUACUUAGGGAAAUAAAAAAAAAUUAAGCUUGAAUGUAUUCUGGAACACAUUAGAAGAAAAAUAAAAGCCAAUGUGUUUUUUUUUUAA
Messenger RNA from Pongo pygmaeus (Bornean orangutan), 1199 nucleotides. RefSeq names its product T cell receptor associated transmembrane adaptor 1 (gene TRAT1). NCBI's taxonomy places the organism in Eukaryota, Metazoa, Chordata, Mammalia, Primates, Hominidae. Gene Ontology annotation, biological process: positive regulation of T cell receptor signaling pathway; negative regulation of receptor recycling. The coding region runs from base 210 to 791 and encodes 193 amino acids. The record is from RefSeq and is a predicted model, not a curated record. The transcript has 7 exons. Gene Ontology annotation, cellular component: T cell receptor complex.